Aureobasidium subglaciale EXF-2481 is the source of this 310-nucleotide messenger RNA. RefSeq lists its product as uncharacterized. Bases 94 to 270 code for a protein of 58 amino acids. The transcript has a single exon. NCBI's taxonomy places the organism in Eukaryota, Fungi, Ascomycota, Dothideomycetes, Dothideales, Saccotheciaceae. The record is from RefSeq and is a predicted model, not a curated record.
AUUACAAGGAAUGAUGGCCACUGCAGGGGGAGAUGACCUGCGUCGAGACACUCGAUACCGACCUGUCACCGGUCGUCCACUCGACCCCCUGUGAUGACUAGUUCAGCGCAACCUGAGCACACACGGACAGUGCUGCCAAGCACGAAGCGACAGUUCUCUGCUUUGCUUUUCCUGAUGUAUUGUCUGUCACAGUCACAUCUCGCUGUGCUGUCGCGCUUCCGACUUCUCAUCUUUGCCGCCUCCACCCAGCAUUCGACACAAAGACACUGAGGAAGCCUCUGGAUGCAGAAACAUCUAUCCACCUCCUGAC